Molecule: messenger RNA, 1872 nt
Organism: Parasteatoda tepidariorum (common house spider)
Lineage: Eukaryota; Metazoa; Arthropoda; Arachnida; Araneae; Theridiidae
Product: zinc finger protein 391-like
Source: RefSeq, a predicted model, not a curated record
CAGUCACUUCUACUUUCAAUUCUCUGUUUUUACCCGCUUCUUACUCGUUGUUCUGCUUGUAUCAUUUAUUUCUGUCAAAUUUUAAUUAAUUUCAAUAAUCAAAUUUUAUUUUAUCUAAUUUAUCUAUCCAUUCAUUUCCAUAUCUUACCUUGUGUGCGUUGUGAAAGUUUUUAAUUUCGUUGACAAUGUUCCUUGACUGACAGAAGUUCGUAUUAUGGAUAGCAAAGCAAAUAGCAACAGUAAAAAGAAACCAUUUGAGUGUAAGACAUGCGGCAAAUUCUUUCCGAAUUCACAGGGUUUAAAAGCUCAUUCUUACACUCACACAAAUGACAAACCCCAUGUGUGUGAUAUAUGCACAAGAAGUUUUGUUAGUCCGCUCUAUUUAAGUAGACACCAAAAAAUUCAUUCGAAUCAGAAACCUCAUGAAUGUAAGGUUUGCUUGAAAAGGUUUCUCCGGAAGGAUUAUUUAAAAAGCCAUUACUUAAGUCACUCUCAAGUAAAACCUCAUAAAUGUGACACUUGUGGUAAAGCUUUUGCUGAAAAAGGUACUUUAAAUAAACAUUAUCGAACUCAUACCAAAAUAAAACCUUACGUCUGUGACAUCUGUCAAAAAGCAUUCAGUAGGAAUGCCAGUUUGAGACUGCAUUAUCGCGUUCACACAAAAGAAAAACCUUAUGAGUGUGAAGAAUGUGGAAAGUGUUUUAACAGAUUGUGGGGCCUUAAAAUUCAUUCUUAUUCACAUUCCCAAAAAAAUCAAUUUGUUUGUAUUUUAUGUAAUAAGCAAUUUUCUCAAAAGUGCAACUUCGAUGCACACUUAAAAACACAUAAAAAAAGUGCUGAUUUGGAAGAUGGCGAGGACGAAAGACUGAAUAUUGUUUAAGAAAAUUUUACUUUGCUUGAGAUUUAGCAAAUUUUAGUCUAAUUAAUUUUUAAGCAAUAUUUUUUCUUUUUUAAUCUGCUUUUUUGAAGAGAUUUCUUUACGUUUUCUUUUUUUUUUCUAAUGAAAUAAUUUAUUUAUUUGUUUGGUAUUGGAGAAUUAUGAAGAUAAUUUUAUAAUUAAUUUUUUUUUAUCCUGUAAAAUAACUUGUGAUCAUCUGAAAAUUUUGAUUACUUUUACAAGCUAUCAAAAAUGGUUAUACUAUUUACAAUUUAAUUCAUCUAACUGAGAAUUAUUAUAUUAUACUUCAAAAAAAUUUGAUUUAGUUAAUUUGUAAGGUAUGAAAUAUGUUGGUUUUGUUUAACAUUUCUAUUAACUCUAUUAGUUCAAAGAAUAUUUAUAAAUAUUAUUACUGACUUAUUUUUAAUUUUUGCUAGAAAAAUAAGACCUUGUUUUUUAAAGGAUGAAUAAAUAUAUUAAGAUUUCUAUGGGUGAAAAAUACUGUAUGGCUCCGUAGUUUUUUAUUUAUAUUAUGUUACCUAUUUAAAAUAUUUUCUAUACUUUGGGAUUAAUCCUGAUUAUUCAUAAUUAAAUUUUAGGCAAGGUUUAGGACAAAAUAGUUUAAAAUGUCUUGUCCAUAACUAUCUUAAACCAUAACAAACCCUUUUGAAACUUUUAUAUUUAAAUGAAUUAUCUGAAAAUUGUUAUCUUUAUAAUACUUAAGUGCAGGAUGUAUAAAAUGCGAACUUGCACUUUAUAAUUAAUAAAAUUCUAAUCUUUGAGACACUCUUUACUGUCAAAUAAUAUUUUAUUUGAAUCAAUAAUUAUAUAUUUAUUUUAUCUGUAAAAUGCUAAGAUUAAGAAAUGUAGCAAACUAAUGCUUUAUUGUUAUUUAAAUUCAAAUUAAUGUUUAUAUGUUAACAAUUGAGAGAUUAGAUAAAAUUGAUCAUUUGAAUUACAAAAAUUUGUUUAAUAAAAAAUAUGUUUUAGUGGUA